This is a messenger RNA of Brettanomyces bruxellensis, 1350 nucleotides long. RefSeq lists its product as uncharacterized. Lineage: Eukaryota; Fungi; Ascomycota; Pichiomycetes; Pichiales; Pichiaceae. The coding region runs from base 1 to 1350 and encodes 449 amino acids. The record is from RefSeq and is a predicted model, not a curated record. Gene Ontology annotation, cellular component: oligosaccharyltransferase complex; endoplasmic reticulum membrane. The transcript has a single exon.
AUGCAGCCCCUCAAAGCAAUAUUCGUGCUUGUGGCUUCGGUUGCACUAGCCGAGGCCAAGGCUUUAACGCAAAAGGUGUUUUCCCCAUACGCUUUGACAAAUAAGACUUUGGUGCUUUAUGAUGAGCGAAUCCAGGAUGACUUCACUUCGCAGUAUUCGCAGCUUUUGCAGGCAAUCCGGAGCGCCGGAUCGGACGUGGACGUCAAGCGAAUCGAGCCGGACUCCGUGAUCGCGUUGUUCGAUGAUUACGAGCAGAGAUUGUACGAUAAUUUGUUGGUGAUGCCUUCAAAAUCAAGAUUGUUGGCAAGCAACCUGGACUUCAAAAGCCUCGAGGAAUUUUCUAGAAAGGGCGGCAACAUGCUCCUUCUCACGAGUGGCCAGGGCUCGCAGACCGACGUGUCAGUUUUCCUCAACCAGUUGGGAAUAUACCCAAGUCCAAAGGCCUACAGGUUGGUGGAUUAUCACAAUUCUAAUAAUUGGCAGUUAGGCGUGGACAAGAUCGAGAAUCCAGUGUUUCUAAACCCGCACAUCGUCCCGGAGGGUUCCCAGGUGAGCGAAUUGGCGUACCAAAAUGGCUCGGGAGCACUUUUGGCCGGAAACGAGUUCAUAAUCCCCGUUUUGAGGGCCAAAGAGACGUCUAUUACGUACGACGUGGAUAGAGGCUUUGUGGGCAGCCAAUCGACGUGGCACUCCGGGUCGGAUGGCUUCUUGAUGCUCGCACACCAGGCUAGAAACAACGCGAGGGUGUUCUGGGCGGGUUCCGACACAUUUCUUGCCGAUUCGCACUUCCAGAAAGAUUUGGCACACGGUAUCUGGAGGUGGGUUUCCCGGGUCAACGGAGUGCUCAAGUCGGACCGGUUUGAGCACACGAAGGUGGAUCGGGACGGCCUUCCAUUGGCUGUUCAGGAUGGCUACAAGGUGAAGGACUUCUGCAAGUUCGAGACUGCAUUUUCCAAGUGGAACGGAACUGCUUGGGUUCCUUACGAAACAACAGAUGCACAGCUCGAGUUCAUCAUGCUUGACCCGUAUUACAGGUUGAACUUGACGCUUGAUGGCACCUCGAACGACUCGGCAUUGUACUCAACCAUUUUCCAGAUCCCCGACCAUCAUGGAAUGUUUACUUUCAAGGUCGACUACAGCAGACCUGGCCUCACAUUCCUCAAGCAGUACUCAGUCGUGCCUGUUCGGCACUUGGCCAACGAUGAGUACCCGAGAUCGUGGCAAAUCACCAACUCCUGGGUUUACGUGGCAAGUUUUUUCAGUGUGGUUGUUGCCUGGCUGGUGUUUGUCUUCUUGUUCAUUGUUUCUGGCAAGAAGCCGUUGGCCAGUGCCGAGAAGAAGAAGGAGUAG